UGUUUCGGAGUAGUGGUGGCGUUUUUGUAACAGAGUGGGGAUGUCGGGUCGCGGGAAACAGGGAGGCAAAGUGAGAGCUAAAGCUAAGUCGCGCUCGUCGCGUGCUGGGCUGCAGUUCCCUGUAGGCCGCGUACAUCGCCUGCUCCGGAAAGGCAACUACGCGGAGCGAGUGGGAGCUGGAGCGCCGGUCUAUAUGGCGGCCGUGCUGGAGUACCUGACGGCUGAGAUCCUGGAGCUGGCGGGCAACGCGGCGCGCGACAACAAGAAGACGCGCAUCAUCCCGCGCCACCUGCAGCUGGCCAUCCGCAACGACGAGGAGCUCAACAAGCUGCUGGGCAAGGUGACGAUCGCGCAGGGCGGCGUGCUGCCCAACAUCCAGGCGGUGCUGCUGCCCAAGAAGACAGAGAGCCACAAGGCCAAGAGCAAGUAAACUUAGCUAGUAAAACUGUUUUAGAUUUUUCAAAACAUAACAUAUAACCCAAAGGCUCUUUUCAGAGCCACCCACAUGAUCAAAAAGGAGUUGAGUUACUUUCUUAGUGAAAGUGCUUUGAUUAGCAAUGUUUUGUGCAUGCUUUUUUUGAGAAAGAGCUAAGUCGGUAGUCAGUAAUGAUGUUCUAUUAAAAAUCCUGAUUGGGAAGAGUCAAGUAUUUCCUAACCUUUUUUUUUUUUUAACAGAAGAAAUGUUGUAAAUACUUUUCCAGUAAUUCAAUGGUUCUUUUCUGAUUUGUGUAAGGAGGUUGCUAAGCUAUUGUUUGUUUGUGUUUCAGCUGGUCUUUGUGAUUAUAUUUUAAAGGCUACUUCAUGAAUUAUGUUAAAAUGGAAGGUUAACUGUAAAAAAAAAAUACAAAAAGCUGUGUAUGACAUGAAAAGAAAUAUAAGGAGAAUGCUAUGCUUAGAUGUUACUACAUCCAAAAAUAAACCUGUUUUUUAGGCCUG
Messenger RNA from Rhea pennata, 936 nucleotides. Its product is annotated as histone H2A.J. The record is from RefSeq and is a predicted model, not a curated record. Bases 41 to 430 code for a protein of 129 amino acids. Lineage: Eukaryota; Metazoa; Chordata; Aves; Rheiformes; Rheidae. Gene Ontology annotation, molecular function: structural constituent of chromatin; DNA binding; protein heterodimerization activity. Gene Ontology annotation, biological process: heterochromatin formation. Gene Ontology annotation, cellular component: nucleosome; chromatin. The transcript has a single exon.